AUGACAGAACCAAUAGCCCCUAUUGAACAAACCAGACACCCAAAUACGAAGGCAGACGCAUCGCGUGAAAACACACACCUUCCUCGAAUCACAAUAACAUACUGCACGCAAUGCAAAUGGAUGCUACGCGCAGCCUACUUUGCCCAAGAACUCCUCUCAACGUUCGGCACAACCAUAGGCGAAGUCUCGCUUAGGCCAGCUACAGGUGGCAUAUUCACCGUGACUAUCGUAUCUACUAGUAGCACAGAAGAGACAUUGCUCUGGGACCGUAAGACCAAUGGCGGAUUUCCUGAAGUUAAACAACUCAAAGCCCUGGUCCGCAACAUUGUCGAUCCAACUAGGGAUCUGGGACAUGUUGAUAGGGCGCUAAAUAAAGCGAAUAAAGAUAAGGAAGAUAGUACCGUUACGAAAUCAGAGAAUAGUGCUGAGAAACAGCAGGUUGGUGCCGAUGCUACUGCUGCUGCUUCCACUGCUACUCAGACAGAUGAGAAAGAAGAGGAUCUUCCUCUCAAACCUCAAGAGCCAUGCGAGGAUUGUCAAUAA
This is a messenger RNA of Talaromyces stipitatus ATCC 10500, 543 nucleotides long. Its product is annotated as selenoprotein domain protein. The record is from RefSeq and is a predicted model, not a curated record. NCBI's taxonomy places the organism in Eukaryota, Fungi, Ascomycota, Eurotiomycetes, Eurotiales, Trichocomaceae. The coding region runs from base 1 to 543 and encodes 180 amino acids. The transcript is spliced from 3 exons.